Closterium sp. NIES-65 is the source of this 1788-nucleotide messenger RNA. The record is from the annotation of a GenBank genome assembly. Lineage: Eukaryota; Viridiplantae; Streptophyta; Zygnematophyceae; Desmidiales; Closteriaceae.
AUGGGAGCUCCCUUCCGUUCUGCUUCGUACCAUUCGCUCUUCUUUUAUUUCCUGCCAUUAAGUACGUUUUCUCACAUUUGUCGCUCUCCCACCCACCAUGCUGUGGUUGCUGGGAGAGCGGCACGCUGUGGUUGCUGCCACCCAAACCAGGAGUUUGGAAACAUCGAGGCACCUUCCCUCGCCCGCCUUCGAGCCCUCUUCUCCUCCAUCUAUGCCAGAAACGCGCGAGGCGCAGGAGGGGAGGCGGCAUCUGAGGGAGGUGACAUGUGCCGUGCUCUUCAGUGCCCUACGCGUGCCCUCCAUCUGCCUUGUCGACCAGGUAACCCCAUGCAACCAGGUAACCCCAUGCGACCAGGUAACCCCAUGCGACCAGGUAACCCCAUGCAACCAGAUAACCCCAUGCGACCAGGUAACCCCAUGCGACCAGGUAACCCCAUGCGACCAGGUAACCUCAUGCGACCAGGUAACCCCAUGCAACCAGGUAACCCCAUGCGACCAGGUAACCCCAUGCGACCAGGUAACCCCAUGCGACCAGGUAACCCCAUGCGACCAGGUAACCCCAUGCGACCAGGUAACCCCAUGCAACCAGGUAACCCCAUGCGACCAGGUAACCCCAUGCGACCAGGUAACCCCAUGCAACCAGGUAACCCCAUGCGACCAGCGGGGGCAGCAUCAGGUGUGGUGGUGAACAUUGGCUUCCGCAGCACCACAAUACUUCCCAUCAUGCGAGGCCGCACCGCAUGCAGCCUGCUGCCCUUGUACUGCCUGCCGCUGGGCGCCAUGCGAGUCACGGGGCACCUCAGCCAGUUACUGCACGAUUCUGGGAUCGUGUGCCAGUCCAUGUUCACCUGGGAUCGUGUGCCAGUCCAUGUUCACCUGGGAUCGUGUGCCAGUCCAUGUUCACCUGGGAUCGUGUGCAAGUCCAUGUUCACCUGGGAUCGUGUGCCAGUCCAUGUUCACCUGGGAUCGUGUGCCAGUCCAUGUUCACCUGGGAUCGUGUGCCAGUCCAUGUUCACCUGGGAUCGUGCUCUCGCAAUAACUUUCAGCACCCCACUGCAUCAUGCUUGUCACCCCAACCCCCUCUCUCCCCUCCCGCAGUCGCUGUGCUUUGUGGCGCACGACUUCCAGGCUCUUGCUUCGCUGUGCUUUGUGGCGCGGGACUUUGAGGCAGCGAGGAGGGGCGAGGAGAGGGGGGUGCGGGGCACGUGUGAGGUGCCGGGGGAGGGCGCCUUCACUCUCGCCAGGGAGCGCUUCCUCGCCCCUGAAGUGCUCUUUCAACCUCACCUCUGUGGCCUCGGCGGCAGGGGCAUACAGCAGGCAGUGGCGCAGUGCAUAGUGGAGUGUGCUGCCCGGGUGAAGGCGUUUCAGGUGCAGCAGGACUGGAAGGCCCGACACAGCCACGCGGGAGAGGCACCGGCUGCAGAUGAGGAGAAGGAGAAGGAGAAAGGGGGGGAGGAGGGUGAGCGAGUGCCUGGGGCGGGGCCAGGGGGUGAAGGUACCACGAGGCGGGUGGGAAGUGGGGAGGGGGAGGCAGGGGCGGGUGGGGGGGUGUGGGGGCGAGUGCCUGCGCCACUAUCAAGUGAGGAUGUGGCGGAGGCGAUCGGCACCGUGGUGGUGGCGGGGGGCACGUCUGCGCUGCCAGGGAUAGCAGAGCGGCUUCAUCUGGAGCUGCAGCGCCUGCUUCCCCUGCCCCUCGCUAACAGACUCACUGUGAAGGCAGUGGGGCCGUAUGGUGCAUGGAUGGGCGGCAGGAUCGUUGCUACUGUGAGUGUUAUUGGCUGUGACUGA